AAAAAAAAAACCCUCCAACUCCUAUCCGGUUGCAGUCCUCCCAUUUGAAGAAGCCAUAAGCUUCAAAGAAAAAGGAAGUCUUAAUACAUUUACAGUACACUCGACAUGGGAAUGUGACGAAGACAAAACAGCCAUGAGCUCUCAGCUCAUAACUGCUUCUCCUCCUCUCACAAGCAGCCUAACCCCAAAACCCCACUCCCACACUCUCUCUCAAAGAACCCAAAUCCCUCUCCACGUUUACAAACACCCAACAGCCAUCCUUUUAGAACUCUCAACUUCCAUUAAAGAAGUCUACCAAAUCCUUCCCCACAUAAUCAAAUCCAAUCUCUACAAUGAGCACUUUUUCCAAACCAAACUCCUAAGCCUUUUCUGUAACCACGGCUGCGUUGCCGAAGCUGCCCGUGUUUUCGAACCCAUCCAAGAUAAACCAGAAGUUCUUUAUUACACUUUGCUUAAAGGGUAUGCCAAGAACUCAUCACUAGACGAAGCUUUGUCGUUUUUUAUUAGAAUGAAGGUUGAUAAUGUUAAGCCUGUUGUUUAUAACUUUACUUACCUCUUGAAAGUUUGUGGGGAUAAAGCUGAGCUUAGAAGGGGUAAGGAGAUUCAUGGGCAGUUGAUAAAAAAUGGGUUUUCUUCAAAUGUCUUUGCCAUGACUGGAGUUGUUAAUUUGUAUGCGAAAUGUAGACAAAUUGAGGAAUCUUAUAAGAUGUUUGACAGAAUGCCUGAAAGAGAUUUGGUUUCUUGGAAUACGAUUAUUUCUGGCUUCGCACAGAAUGGUUUAGCUAAAAUUGCCUUGGGAUUAGUUGUUAGGAUGCAAGAGGAAGGACAAAGGCCUGAUUCGAUUACCCUUGUUUCGAUUUUGCCUGCUGUGGCUGAUAUGGGGCUGGUUAAGAUAGGGAAGGCAGUUCAUGGUUUUGUUAUAAGGGCUGGUUUUGAAGGGCUUGUGAAUGUGAAUACUGCAUUGGUUGAUAUGUAUUCGAAAUGCAGGUUUGUUGGAAUUGGGAGAUUGAUUUUUGAUGGGAUGAAACAGAGGACUGCUGUGUCAUGGAACUCAAUGAUCGAUGGUUAUGUUCAAAGUGGAUAUGCCGAGGAAGCGAUGGUUAUUUUUCAGAAGAUGUUGGAUGAAGGAGUGGAACCUACUGAUGUUACUAUAAUGAAAGCUGCUCAUGCUUGUUCUGAUUUGGGUGAUCUUGAGCGUGGAAUGUUUGUUCAUAAGUUAUCCGAAAAAUUGAAACUUGGUUCCAAUGUUUCUGUUAUGAACUCUUUGAUUUCCAUGUUCUCUAAAUGUAAGAGUGUUGACGUUGCUGCUGGUAUUUUCAAAAAAUUGCAUGGUAAAACCCUUGUUUCUUGGAAUGCUAUGAUUCUAGGCUUUGCGCAAAAUGGACGCGUUAAUGAUGCUUUAAGCUAUUUUUACAAGAUGCAUUCUCAAAACAUAAGACCGGAUACAUUUACAAUGGUGAGUGUGAUUCCAGCUUUGGCGGAAUUAUCAGUUACACGCAUGGCAAAGUGGAUUCAUGGAUUUUGUAUAAGAAGUUGUUUGGAUGAUGACGUUUUUGUGAUGACCGCACUGGUUGACAUGUAUGCAAAGUGUGGAGCAAUUCACACUGCCAGGAAGCUUUUUGAUAUGAUGAAUGAGCGGCAUGUGACUACAUGGAAUGCUAUGAUAGAUGGUUAUGGAACACAUGGGCUUGGAAAAGCUGCUUUAGAAUUGUUUUAUGAAAUGCAAAAGGGUGCCAUUAAGCCAAAUGAUGUCACAUUUCUAAGUAUUCUCUCUGCUUGCAGCCAUGCAGGUAUGGUGGAAGAGGGGCUUAGCUACUUUACCAGCAUGAAGAGAGAUUAUGGCAUAGAGCCUGCUAUGGAUCACUAUGGUGCCAUGGUUGACCUUCUUGGUCGAGCUGGUCGGCUAGAUGAAGCAUGGAAUUUCAUUCAAAAGAUGCCUAUUGAGCCAGAGAUGAAUGUCUAUGGUGCCAUGCUGGGUGCUUGCAAAAUCCAUAAAAAUGUUGAGUUAGGUGAGAAGGCAGCAAACAAACUGUUUGCAUUAAAUCCUGAUGAAGGUGGGUAUCAUGUACUGCUUGCUAACAUAUAUGCAAUGGCUUCAAUGUGGGGCAAAGUGGCCAAAGUUAGAACUGUGAUGAAGAAGAAAGGGCUUCAGAAAACACCUGGCUGCAGUUUAGUGGAGUUGAGAAAUGAAGUUCACAGUUUUUACUCUGGAACCACAAACCAUCCUCAGUCUAAAAAGAUCUAUGCUUUCCUUGAGGAGCUUGGAGAUAAGAUCAAAGCCGCAGGUUAUGUGCCUGACACAAGCUCAAUUCAUGAUGUAGAGGAUGAUGUUAAGGAGCAGUUAAACAGCACCCAUAGUGAGAGGCUAGCCAUUGCAUUCGGGCUUUUGAAUACCAGCCAAGGCACCCCCAUACACAUCAGAAAAAACCUGAGAGUUUGUGGUGAUUGUCAUAAUGCAACUAAAUACAUUUCACUUGUGACCGGGCGGGAAAUCAUAGUGCGAGAUAUGCAGCGGUUUCACCACUUCAAGAACGGAACCUGUUCUUGUGGAGAUUAUUGGUGAAAUUGUCUUUCUACAGACCUGAUUCUUGACAGCUCAUGCAGAGGUUUUUGUUGGUGAAAUAGUCUUUGCAUGAUUAUUCACACUUGAGAGCUGAUUCACCGCCUAUUCUUGGAAUUGGAAAUUUCUGAGAAACAGGGCCCUGAACAUAGAAAUACAUGAGAUUUUGGAUCAAUUUUUCUUGGUUCAUCUCAUCCUGAGUAUUAAGCCUGAAUUUGGAAAGCCAUCCCAAUCCGCUUUAUGGAGCAACAUCUUAUGUUUUUGUCAUCUCCUAUCAAAGCUUGUUCUUUCCAUAUGACCUUAUGCUUGAAUGUUUAAUUUGGAAAAAGAAACUACUUCAAUCUAACCAUUAUUAUACCAUCCCCUUUCUUUUCAAUAGUGGGAAAGAUUUCUUCAUUUUUCCUUUUAUGAAGGAAAUCAUUUUAGUUUUAUAUCCAUUAUUUUGUAUAUAUUAAUCAAUUGUGGAACAAUAAAACUAGUCAGUCAUUCUAUGAGUUCCAAAUCAAUUUUAUUGAGAAAGUAUAGCUGUUCUUUUGCUCAAUGCUUACCAGCCCUUCCUUUUUGACUCUUAUUAUUUCAUAGAUUAGUAGUAUAUACUAGCAGAAAGUUUUCUAGUAUAGUCACAUAUUAGCAGACCAUUACAAGGAUAGUUGAUAAGCUGAUUGUUGUUAACUUAGACUCUAGAAAGUUUCCAGUAAUGGAUUAAUUGAUCAAAUAAUUUUUCUGCAUUGGUUUU
Molecule: messenger RNA, 3296 nt
Organism: Durio zibethinus
Lineage: Eukaryota; Viridiplantae; Streptophyta; Magnoliopsida; Malvales; Malvaceae
Gene: CRR22
Product: Pentatricopeptide repeat (PPR) superfamily protein
Biological process (GO): RNA modification
Molecular function (GO): RNA binding; zinc ion binding; protein binding
Source: RefSeq, a predicted model, not a curated record